AUGAUCGGUAUUAUAUCAUGGUCGGCUUUAGUUGUGUUAACUAAACGUUGUAACGAUUUUGAUAGAAAACUUAAUGUUAAAUGGGCUUUAAUCCGCACUAACAUAGAUCCAAUGGUUUCUACGCCCACUGGCAUUAUUUCGCACUUUGUCAAUCUUCAAGUGGUUGUGCCCGAAGCAUUUAUUUUAGGUUCUGGUGAAUUACAUGUUGAUAUGGGAUCAACAAUAAAUUUGGUCUGCAUCAUCGAGAAGAGUCCAACUCCACCACAAUACGUAUAUUGGCAAAAAAAUGAUCGAUUAAUCAAUUAUUACGAUUCGAGACGCGAUAUAUCCAUAGAGACUACACCUGGACCACGUACGCAAAGCCGUCUGAUAAUUCGUGAACCACAAAUAACUGACUCUGGAAACUACACAUGCUCUGCUAGUAAUACAGAACCAGCGAGUAUUUAUGUUUUUGUAUCAAAAGGCGAUAACAUGGCAGCGAUAUCACGCCGCAAAACAUCUUCAGCUGAUCGCAUAGCGGCAAUAUUCAUGCAACUUUUGGCCCCAUGUGUACUAGUGAAUACUUUGGCUAUAAGUCGCAUUUUCUUAACUUAAGACUUUCAAACUUUAAGAAUACAAAACCAAAAUCCUAUUUAAGAUUUUUAAGAUUUAGUUUAAUUCAAAGAAAGAUAAAUAAAAGCAGAAGUAAGUUUAGUUAUAGUAACUAGAAUUAAGUAUUAAUUGUAAAAUUAAUGAAAUGCCAUUUAUAAUACUAAAUAUA
Teleopsis dalmanni is the source of this 760-nucleotide messenger RNA. RefSeq lists its product as uncharacterized. Gene Ontology annotation, cellular component: neuron projection membrane. Lineage: Eukaryota; Metazoa; Arthropoda; Insecta; Diptera; Diopsidae. The coding region runs from base 1 to 594 and encodes 197 amino acids. The transcript has 5 exons. Gene Ontology annotation, biological process: synapse organization. The record is from RefSeq and is a predicted model, not a curated record.